This is a messenger RNA of Dermacentor andersoni, 828 nucleotides long. Its product is annotated as peptidoglycan-recognition protein SC1a-like. Gene Ontology annotation, biological process: peptidoglycan catabolic process; innate immune response. The record is from RefSeq and is a predicted model, not a curated record. Lineage: Eukaryota; Metazoa; Arthropoda; Arachnida; Ixodida; Ixodidae. Gene Ontology annotation, molecular function: peptidoglycan binding; zinc ion binding; N-acetylmuramoyl-L-alanine amidase activity.
AUGUCCGAGACGCCAAUUGACAACCUGAAUCGCCUAAGGGGAACGGAAGCGGGCCCCCAGCUAAAGCCUCGUCUUAACUGCAGUCUUAAACCCCCAGGUGCCCUGCAAUGUCCAGGCGUCACGAUCGUCUCCCGCAAUGGUUGGGGCGCGAGGCUUCCGCGACUAGAGGUGGCUAUGAAAAACCCUCGAGCCGAGCACGUCUUCAUCCACCACACCGCGGGACCCCAGUGCAAGCACAGGACCAGUUGCAGCCGACUCGUGCGAAGUUACCAGAAACACCACAUGGACACCAACCGCUGGCCAGACAUCAGCUACAACUUUCUAGUGGGCGGUGACGGCCUCAUUUACGAGGGCCGUGGUUUCGGACGCGAAGGCGCCCAUACACUUGGCUACAACCGCGUGGGCAUCGCCAUCUCCUUCGUGGGAGACUUCAACCGAGCCAAGCCAAGCCAAAAGAUGCUGCUUGCGGCCAAGAGGCUGAUCUCCUGCGGCGUCAGAAAGGGAAUGAUCCAGGAAGGGUACUCACUGCACGGUCACCGAGACGCCAACUGCACCAGUUGCCCGGGCAACGUUCUCUACGCCAUCAUCAAGAAGUGGGCCAACUUCAAGGGCAGGCUUAAGAGGUUCCUCUGCUAUGGCGGCCAGUGACCCGCCAAAAUCGUCAAUAAAUCGGUUAAUGCGCAAGCAACAUUUUUCUCUUCGAAUGUCUCGCGAACGCUGUUGUACUUGAGAAGAAUCACUCACGGCAAUAUAUUUCGUUCUACUCUUACGCUUUCUUGACUCGAUCGGUGUCCAAUUAUUAAGGAAAACCAACGUAGAUGAGGUGGC